This is a messenger RNA of Vicia villosa (hairy vetch), 1319 nucleotides long. Its product is annotated as phosphopantothenate--cysteine ligase 2-like. The record is from RefSeq and is a predicted model, not a curated record. Gene Ontology annotation, cellular component: nucleus; cytoplasm. Gene Ontology annotation, biological process: coenzyme A biosynthetic process. NCBI's taxonomy places the organism in Eukaryota, Viridiplantae, Streptophyta, Magnoliopsida, Fabales, Fabaceae. The transcript has 10 exons. Bases 177 to 1148 code for a protein of 323 amino acids. Gene Ontology annotation, molecular function: phosphopantothenate--cysteine ligase activity.
UCUCAGAACCGGCCUAAUAUAUAUAGAUAUAUCUAUUGAAAAAGAGUAAACAUACAAAUUAAAUUAGUAUUAUUCCUAUCGCACCGAACUGAGUCGAUAAAACGCAGCCGGAGUUGGUCGCCGGAAGAAAGAAAGCCGCCGGAAAGUGAGCAACUCCAGAUUAAUUCCCUGAUUUGAUGGAUGCUGCAAACAGAUCAGAAGAUGUGGAGCAAACCCUUGAAACACAGGUCAAAGCCUUUUUUGACUCUGCUCCUCCUCUCCACAACAGUCAUGAUAUAACUCAAAAGUUGAAUCAAUUCAUUCAGCGUAAUUCUUCAUCGUCAGAAAAUGGGGAAGCUAGGAGAAUUGUUUGUGUGACUUCUGGUGGUACCACUGCUCCAUUGGAGCAACGGUGUGUCCGCUAUGUUGAUAACUUCAGUUCAGGUCAUAGAGGGGCCACGUCCACUGAGUACUUUCUGAAGGCUGGAUACGCUGUUAUUUUUCUGGGGCGUAGGGGAAGUUUCCAGCCAUUUUGCAGAUCCCUUCCUGAUGAUCCCUUAAUUGAAUGCUUCGAGCCCACCAACGGCUUAGAUAUUCAAGUUCGGAGUGCUUAUUCUGAAACAGUGAAGAGGGCUAUUGUGGAUCAUCAUACUGCAGUGGCAGGCGGUCACCUGUUAAAACUUCCUUUCGGCACCAUAUUUGAGUAUCUUCAGAUGUUGCAGAUAAUUGCAGUCUCAAUGAGGUGUAUUGGUUCACGUGCAAUGUUUUAUCUUGCUGCUGCAGUAUCUGACUAUUAUGUUCCUUGGAAGGAGAUGGUGGAGCACAAAAUUCAGUCCGGAUCUCACCUCUUGGACGUUAAACUUGUUCAAGUGCCGAAAAUGUUGUCGGUGCUCAGGGAAAACUGGGCUCCUCAGGCUUUCUGCAUAUCUUUCAAGUUAGAGACAGAUUCAAGCAUUCUUCUAAAUAAGGGUAAUGCGGCUCUUGAAAAGUACAAAAUGCAUGCAGUUGUUGCAAAUGAACUCUCAACUCGCAAGGAGCGAGUGGUGGUCAUCACUAGAACUGAGAAGAUCACUGUUCUGCGAGACAAUAGUGAGUCUGAUGUAGAGAAUCCCUUGAUUCAACUUCUUUCGGAGAGACAUGCCACUUACAUUAAGGAUUCCAGUAGGUGACUAUGGAAUGACUUUGGCUCCUUGUUGCAAUUUUGGGGCACCAUAAUUUUAGUAUUGCGCUUUAAUUUUUUUUAAGGCCAUGAUGGAUAGAGCAAGAAAUAAAAUUGAUGUCUCCAUUGUAUCAAAACUAUUGUUUAACUUAUUAAUAUAUCCUCAAGUUUAAUUUCUUAA